AUGGCCUCGCCCGUGGAGCGCAGGACUAAGGGAUCCAACAAACUGGGCCCUUUCAGCGACUUCCUAGACCCACGCGUUGGAGCUCUCGCAGGCAGCCAGCUUGAAGAUUCAAGCGAUGGCGAUGUGGAGCCUGGUGCAGCACUUGCACCCCCUCUGCCACAAAGUCGGGCGGUCAACGGCUUCGCUCAAAGGGCCGGACACGCGAAGCAAGGAACGGAGAGUCACUCCGUGAUUGAGCGGAUCGAGGCCCUCGAGGCGGCCAUGGAAUCAUUGCGAAAACAGCAGGCUGCCAUGGAGCAGAGACACGAAGAGGGCGAGAGCAUUCGUCGCGGUCAGUUUGACUGCCUGUCGCAGCGCGUCUUCGAGGCAGAGAAGUCGCAGCGGCAGGUGCAGGAACGAACUGAUGAUGCAAUCGAGAAGGCGCAGGCUGCCUUUCAGAAGACAGCAUCGGAUAUGGGGCAAGAGCGUUCCAACCUGAUGUGUGUAAUCAACCAGGUGAACCAGAACUUCGAGCACCUGUCGCGGGAGAUGUCGCAGCUCAUGGAUGUCGUGAGCAGAGGGCAACAGGAGCUGCUUCACGUGCAGCAGGAGGUGGUCGAUCUGCGGGAGCACAAGGGCAACAUGGACACCGAGAUGUCCGUCUGUGUCCAGAAGUUCGACCAGAAGCUUGAGGAGCUGCAAGCUGAUCACCGGUUGGAGGCGAGCCAAUUCCAGCACUGUGUCAACAUGCAGAUCCUGGAGAUCCAGCGCCAGCUGCGGCUUCUGGAAAUGCUGCUUCGAGAGGAGGAUGCCCUGCGAGGCGGUGACCUUUCUGGGUCUCUGAAUCCACGAAGGUGGCUCUCGCAGGCUCCAGAAGCCGAUUCGCUACCGGCAACCACUGUGGGGGGAGCAGGCUUCCGUGUGCACUGA
Symbiodinium sp. CCMP2456 is the source of this 909-nucleotide messenger RNA. The record is from the annotation of a GenBank genome assembly. NCBI's taxonomy places the organism in Eukaryota, Dinophyceae, Suessiales, Symbiodiniaceae.